Molecule: messenger RNA, 157 nt
Organism: Nezara viridula (southern green stink bug)
Lineage: Eukaryota; Metazoa; Arthropoda; Insecta; Hemiptera; Pentatomidae
Source: the annotation of a GenBank genome assembly
UCAUGAAUGGUCGCUGCAUAUAGAUUGGAGUGCCAGCGAUUCGUCCACUUUUACGACCGUCAUCUGCUUGCGACCAUGAGUUGAUUAAAGACAACGCGGAAGGCAAAAAAGCAGAUGGUAGAUCGAAUCGAUGGAGAUGCAAUAGAGCUGCAUGCAU